Penicillium paradoxum is the source of this 627-nucleotide messenger RNA. RefSeq names its product GNAT family N-acetyltransferase. The coding region runs from base 1 to 627 and encodes 208 amino acids. Gene Ontology annotation, molecular function: acyltransferase activity, transferring groups other than amino-acyl groups. The transcript is spliced from 2 exons. The record is from RefSeq and is a predicted model, not a curated record. Lineage: Eukaryota; Fungi; Ascomycota; Eurotiomycetes; Eurotiales; Aspergillaceae.
AUGGCAUCAAAUACUCUUCAGAAUGGAACUCCCGAUAUUGUCAUCGUGCGGGGAACAGUGGACGAUACUCCAGCAGUCCUCCAUCUCCUCGAUACCGCAGCCAAAUGGCUAGUUUCCCAUGGAAGAGCCGGGCAGUGGGGAGAAGCAUCGUUUUCAGAGAAUCCACGACGCAUUGAACAAAUCAAAGAAUUUGCAACAGGCGGUCUUGGCCUUUGGCUCGCUGUCAAGGUUUCUGAUGGCACCACGGCAGACCCAAAUCAACCCACCACCUCACUCCUCACAACUACGAGCGGAGGAGCUCCGGGGACUAUCUUAGGAGCGCUUGCUGUUGGAGACAGAAUGCCUUACGUGACCCCUGUCUCAGAGCCCGAGGCUUAUGUGAAAUUAGUAAUCACGGAUCGACAAUGGGCUGGAAAUGGAGUUGGCAAACGCCUUUUGGAACAUGCACGAGAUCUCGCCAACGAGGCCGGAGCCUCAUUACUUCGAUUGGAUUGCUAUGCAGGUGGUGACGGCAAAUUAGUCCAAUACUACGAGUCUCAAGGAUUUGAGCGAUCCGAAACCUUGGAUGUCGAAGGAAAAUGGCCGUGUCAAGUUCUUGCUCAGCGUUUACAUGUGAAGGAAGACUAA